GUCUGUAUCCUGGCCAUGAUGCCUCUUGUCAAGCUGCACGAUAUGACGACCCGGGACUUGGCCCAUAGGAUCGGAGGUUCCAGAACCGGAUUGUUGAAUGCCAGUAUGAGUAACAUUGUGGAAAUAGUCAUAGCUGCUACAGCGCUUCGGAAGUGCGAGCUCAGUGUCGUGCAGUCCACUCUGAUUGGCUCCAUGUUGAGCAAGCUUCUUCUCGUAUUGGGAUUGUGCUUCUUCGCGGGCGGUCUGCGCUUCACCGAACAAGCUUUUGACGCUUCCGCCACGCAGGUUCAUUCUUCACUGCUUAGUAUCAGUGUCGGCGCCGUUCUUCUCCCCGCCGCGUACCAUUUUUCGAUCAGUGGUGGAAGCAACACGGCCUCCUUUGAGCAGCGACUUGACAUCCUCCAGAUGAGCCACGGUGUCGCUAUCAUUCUCCUUGUGAUAUACGUCGCCUACCUUUUCUUCCAGCUCUACACCCAUCGCAAUUACUUCAAAGACAAGGAAGAAAAGUCAAAACACCACGACCUACAGGCACCCGAUCUCAAGCCCCUCAAGAGUCUUUACAUGGCCAGUCGCUCGACGCUCAACAUCGCUGCCUACGCCGGCAAAGACAGAUCAAAGACCCCCGCGCAGAGAUUUCCCAACAGCCCGGGGAGCUCGAGCAGUCGUGACUCAAGCCCCGAAGGUCCCAAAUCGUCGCGAAACAGAAUGCACAAGAGCGAAACCAACUCGCCAUAUGCGUUCGGUCACUCUAGGUCUUACAUCCUGAACUCGCCCGAGGCCUCCGCAUCGGAUAUCUCGCUUCCUCUGACGAACGGGUCGACCAGCCAGUUUAUCGACCAUGGGAGGAGAGAGACCAGCCCCAGUCCAACGAGCGCUGGGAGCUCGAGUAUGAGAUACGUGUAUUCGAAGGGGGGCGCCACACCUGCGCCCGAGCAUGGGACGACUGCAGCAGAGAGAUAUGUCGGGCCUGAUGGUGUAGUUCCGAAGCAACCGAAGUUGGCUUGGCCUUUGACGUUGGGAUUGUUGAUCACAGUGACUGUGUUAGUGGCGGUCAAUGCGGAAUGGCUCGUGGAGGCCAUGGACGGGCUGAAUCCGAUGAUUAGCAAGCAAUGGAUUGGUCUAAUCUUGUUGCCUGCCAUCAGCUCUAUUGCAGAGUGCGCGACGGCCAUGAACGUGUCUGUCAAGGACCAGCUGACGCUGAGCGUUAGUGUAGCUAUCGGUUCUACGAUCCAAACGGCACUCUUCGUCACUCCGUUGAUGAUCGUCCUGGGCUGGGCGAUGUCCAAACCCCUUGCUCUCCUCUUCGACCCUUUCCAGUCUGUCGUGUUGUAUAUCUCCGUGCACACCAUGGGCUACGUCGUGGCGGAUGGAAAGUCCAACUGGCUUGAGGGCGCGAUCCUCAUUUGCCUCUAUGUGGUGAUCGCCGUCUGUUUCUGGUUCUAUCCCGGAUCUACGUUCUCGUACACUCUCGCUUCAUGUGCUAGCGCUCCCUGAUUUGGACAUUUCUCAUCAUCUGCUCUCAUCGUACCCUUGCAUGGACUCCACCAUUGGACUCUUCCCACAAUUCGAGCACAUCAUCUCUCACUUUCAGCUUCACAUACACUGCAUUCUUAGACGACCGCUCUCUGCAACGUUUCCUUCUUUCCCUUAGAUUUGUAAAUCGUCUUGUCUUCUGCUUCUUCUAGAUCUAGAUCUCUUUCUCAAAAGACUGUAACAUACAUUACUCUGUCCCCUGCACGUCGCGCACGGCCGUUUGUUCGUCAGAUUCUUCUCCAUCAUACCGUACUGUAUAUACCAACCACAUCAUCCCGUAUCUCCCCUCCCUCCCUC
Messenger RNA from Stereum hirsutum FP-91666 SS1, 1830 nucleotides. RefSeq lists its product as uncharacterized. Gene Ontology annotation, biological process: intracellular calcium ion homeostasis; calcium ion transmembrane transport. Bases 16 to 1494 code for a protein of 492 amino acids. NCBI's taxonomy places the organism in Eukaryota, Fungi, Basidiomycota, Agaricomycetes, Russulales, Stereaceae. Gene Ontology annotation, molecular function: calcium:proton antiporter activity. The record is from RefSeq and is a predicted model, not a curated record. Gene Ontology annotation, cellular component: fungal-type vacuole membrane. The transcript has 16 exons.